Molecule: messenger RNA, 1888 nt
Organism: Tripterygium wilfordii
Lineage: Eukaryota; Viridiplantae; Streptophyta; Magnoliopsida; Celastrales; Celastraceae
Product: E3 ubiquitin-protein ligase RDUF2-like
Exons: 2
Coding region: 145-1143 (332 amino acids)
Biological process (GO): protein ubiquitination
Cellular component (GO): cytoplasm
Molecular function (GO): ubiquitin protein ligase activity
Source: RefSeq, a predicted model, not a curated record
UGAGACUUCCACGGCACCCCAUUUAACGUUUUCACUUUCCCCAUUCAUUCCUUUUCUUCCUAUCUCCUAUUCUCCUCCUCUCUCUCAGUGAUUGCGGGAUUCAAGUUUCGAUUACUAGUCGUCCUCUGUUAGUAAAAUUGAUCAAUGGAUCCAAUGAGAUCGUCGCACUGGUGCUAUGGUUGCAGUCGGUUCGUUACGAUUCUGGGUCAUGAUGCGGUCAUGUGCCCUAAUUGCGGCGGCGGAUUCGUCGAAGAAACCGGCACCACACCUUCUCGAUCUCCGACUCCAUACGUAUCGAGCCCCCGACCCCGUCGAAACAGACUCAAUGGCGGAGAUCGGUCACCUUUCAACCCCGUCAUCGUCCUAAGGGGACCUCCCGACGGCGGGGGCGGAAAUGAUGGUAUUGCGGCGCCUGAGAGAGGUAACUUCGAGCUCUUUUACGAUGAAGGUGCAGGGUCGGGUCUUCGGCCGCUCCCCGCCGGUAUGUCCGAAUUCUUGAUGGGGUCGGGGUUCGAUCGGCUGCUUGAUCAAUUGUCGCAAUUGGAGUUUAACGGUGUUGGUAGAUUUGAGCAACCUCCGGCUUCGAAGGCUGCAAUAGAGUCUUUGCCUAUUGUGAAGAUCGUUGCUGGCCAUGUUAACGCUGAAACGCACUGCGCUGUUUGUAGAGAACCAUUUGAGCUGAACACUGAUGCGCGGGAGAUGCCUUGUAAGCAUAUUUACCACUCCGAUUGUAUUCUCCCUUGGUUGUCGAUCCGCAAUUCGUGCCCACUUUGUCGACAGGAAUUACCAUCGGAGAACCAUACAAGCGGGACGAAUUCGCCUGCUGGAGAAGAAGAAACAGUAGGGCUGACGAUAUGGAGACUCCCAGGGGGUGGAUUCGCUGUGGGCAGGUUUACUGGUGGGAUAAGAGCUGCCGAGAGGGAGCUUCCGGUUGUUUUUACGGAGAUGGAUGGUGGAUUUAAUGCUGGUGCUGCUGUUGGUGGAGGAGCUGGUGUUCCAAGAAGAAUUCUGUCGGCGCCAAGCGGGAGGAGAUCGCGGGGAAGUAGUAGAUUGCGUAGUGCUUUUCGCAGUUUCUUUUCCGUCUUUAGGAGAAGGGAGGUUUUUUCUCAGCAAAGAAGUGUGGCUAAUGCGGCCUUGGAAUAGAGCCAUUAAGAAGUGUAACUGCAUCUUGACACUGAUGGUAUAACUGUUGAGUUCUUCAUCUAAUUAAAAGAUAGAUUUUUUGCGGGGCAUAUGAUUCACUUACUGUAAAUAAUAGAAUCUGAAAAGGAAUUAAGGAUUGCUCAGUUUAAAUUCUGUGAAAAAGAGAAAUUUUGAUUUGGUUGAAGAUAGUCAAUUUGUAGAAGAAGAUGAUGAUGAGAAAGAAUGCUAUGGAGAGCCAGAGUGGGCCUUUAGAAGUUGUCAAGUCACAAAAUCUGGUGUGUGAGUGGCUAAGUGCCUCUACCAAGUUUAAUUGCAGCAGCUUCAUAUAUGCAAAUACUUUGCAACACUUUAUGGAUGGCUUUGAGUCAUUGGAUUUCAUAACAAGACCAUUGUGUCUCUCCUCAGUGCCCUUGUGUUUCUUUAUCAUGCCUUCUACUCAAUUUGCCAAAUCUAUGAAAGACAGCUUGUCUACCCUGACUUCUUGUUUGAAUUAUCUAGAACAUGUGAUUCGUUAUGAGGUCUCAAAUCUCCUCUCCUCAUAUUUCAUUCGAAGACAGAGCUUGAGGUUUGGAAUGGGGCCAUAGCCGGUUCUUAAUUUUAUGUAGAUAUAAAAGGAGUAAAAUUUGGAUUUCUGGAACUCUUAUAAAUUCAAGUUUAAAUUGCAAUCAAGUAAGUAGGCCAUCUAUUGUAAUCUGUUUCUUGUACAAAGAGCUUGAAUUGCAAUAUCACAUCAACUGUUUACUGA